This is a messenger RNA of Engraulis encrasicolus (European anchovy), 665 nucleotides long. RefSeq names its product protein Bouncer-like. The coding region runs from base 161 to 538 and encodes 125 amino acids. Gene Ontology annotation, cellular component: membrane. The record is from RefSeq and is a predicted model, not a curated record. Gene Ontology annotation, biological process: sperm-egg recognition. The transcript has 4 exons. Lineage: Eukaryota; Metazoa; Chordata; Actinopteri; Clupeiformes; Engraulidae.
GAGGCAGUGCGGAGGGAGACAGGAGUUUUGAUGCAACACAACCAGGCGCACAACACAACAACAACAGCACAACUAAGAAAACUAAGAGUCUGACAGAUGUAGCUUUGUAGGGUGACUACGUUCAACUUGACUGCAAACAAGGCCAGCGAGAGAAGAGAUCAUGCCUCACCUCCUGCACCUUCUACCAUUCCUCUAUUUGCUCCCAGUCGUGGCGCCACUGUUUUGCUACACAUGCGUCUUUCCGGCUGUUUCUCCUCUGCACUGCAUUCGGUACCCGAUGAAGUGUCCACCAGGGCACCAGUGUCUCACCAGCAGGGCAGUGGGGCAGAGAGGGGACGUCAGCGUGGUCCUGUACGAGAAGAGCUGCAUACUCUCGUCUCUGUGUGGGCUCUCGGGAGAGAAAUACGCCAUGGGUCUGAACUUCACCUUCACAAAUGAAUGCUGUGAUACUCACCUCUGCAAUAGCGCCCCAUCCACCAGCAGAGGGAGCCUCUGGGCCGCCACACUGCUCUGCCUGCUUAAGUUCUUACUCUGGUGAUGAUCUUAGUUAGUUUUCAACCAUUCAUGUUUACAGUGGCGUAAAAAAAGUAAACUCUUUUGCCACAACGAUGAGGACUGAUAAUUAGUGAUUAAUUUUCCUUAACAAGAUACCAGACAUAAUUAAC